AUGCUUUUGUGGAGCUCAGAUCUUCAGAGUUUGUCUCUUUUAUGCUUGUUUUUCUGCAGCAGGAUGGGGUUGUUGCUAAAGAUUCUUGUUCCAUUUGUGGGAUUGGUCUUGGCCUUCUGUUUUUAUUCAAAGGAAAAUUUUAAACCAGAGAUGCUGAAAGGGAAGCGAGUGAUCAUCACUGGAGCAAGCACUGGAAUUGGAGAGCAAAUGGCUUAUCACCUGGCCCGGAUGGGAGCCCAUGUUCUGAUCACAGCACGGACGGAAGCCAAGCUUCAGAAAGUUGUCACACGGUGCCUAGAGCUGGGCGCAGCAUCUGCUCACUAUAUGAAUGGCAGCAUGGAAGACAUGGCACUUGCAGAAGACGUGGUGAAGGAAGCCAAACAAUUGUGGGGAGGCCUAGACAUGCUGAUCCUCAAUCACAUCGGUUACACCUACUUUAACUACUUCGAUGGAGAUGUUGAACAUAUACGAAAACUCCUGGAGAUUAACUUUCUCAGCUAUGUGGCCAUGACAGUCUCUGCACUACCGAUGCUGAAGGAGAGUGGGGGCAGCAUCCUUGUGGUUUCAUCCACAGCAGGUAAAAUUGGAAUUCCAUUUGUUGCUCCCUACUCUGCAACUAAGUUUGCCCUGGAUGGAUUUUUCAGCUCCUUGAGACAGGAAUUAAUAAUCGAGAAUAUCAAUGUUUCCAUCACGCUCUGCAUCUUGGGCUACAUUGCUACUGAAACUGCUGAGAAAACCGUUUCCCAUGUGAUGCAGAAGCCAGGUGCACCAAAGGAAGAGUGUGCACUGGAGAUUAUCAAGAGUGGAGCAUUGCGAAAACGGGAACUCUACUAUCCAUACACCACUGUGAGAAUCGCCCUCUUAAUACGAGGCUGGGCUCCAGAAUUUUUGGACUCACUCACAAGAAAUAGUUUAAAUGUGGAAAAUGUCAAAAAAAGUUAGGCCCUGCUGCAUGUGACAAGCUAACUAGAAAACAAACCAAGUGGCAUGAACUUCAGGUAAAUGGGGACAUUUUAUUUUCAGUCUAAAUAUUUUGUUAAAAGCAUCUAAGGGACUUAGGAGCAACAAAUCCGAUUGGCUUUCAAUGAGAUUUGUACAUCGAAGUCACUCAGGUUCUUCUGAAAAUCCCAUCCUUUGUUUUUAUCUUUUCUCUCUGGAGACAAGAAGAGGGAGCAACAUGAGUGCCUCCGCAAAGCAGUAAAUUCUCCACUGUCUAUAGAACAGCAUUAGCAAUGGCUGGGUUCAUGUUUGCUGGGACGGGGUGUGGGUGUCACCCACUUUGAACCAGGACAGCAACUCUCAGACCUCCCAAUGCUGCAAACAG
Molecule: messenger RNA, 1324 nt
Organism: Trachemys scripta elegans
Lineage: Eukaryota; Metazoa; Chordata; Testudines; Emydidae
Product: corticosteroid 11-beta-dehydrogenase isozyme 1-like
Exons: 6
Coding region: 1-942 (313 amino acids)
Biological process (GO): steroid catabolic process
Cellular component (GO): endoplasmic reticulum membrane; intracellular membrane-bounded organelle
Molecular function (GO): 11-beta-hydroxysteroid dehydrogenase (NADP+) activity; steroid binding
Source: RefSeq, a predicted model, not a curated record